Messenger RNA from Hippopotamus amphibius kiboko, 681 nucleotides. RefSeq names its product signal recognition particle 14 kDa protein. Lineage: Eukaryota; Metazoa; Chordata; Mammalia; Artiodactyla; Hippopotamidae. The record is from RefSeq and is a predicted model, not a curated record. Gene Ontology annotation, biological process: SRP-dependent cotranslational protein targeting to membrane. The coding region runs from base 49 to 381 and encodes 110 amino acids. Gene Ontology annotation, molecular function: 7S RNA binding; endoplasmic reticulum signal sequence receptor activity. The transcript has a single exon. Gene Ontology annotation, cellular component: signal recognition particle, endoplasmic reticulum targeting.
CCGACUUGUUGGGGGUUAUGCUGACGAAGCGGAGCCGGCAGCGCCAGGAUGGUGCUGCUGGAGAGUGAGCAGUUCCUGACGGAGCUGACCAGGCUCUUCCAGAAGUGCCGGUUGUCGGGCAGCGUGUUCAUCACCCUGAAGAAGUAUGAUGGUCGAACUAAACCCAUUCCAAGGAAAGGUCCUGUGGAGGGCUUUGAGCCCUCAGACAACAAGUGUCUGUUAAGAGCUACUGAUGGGAAGAAGAAGAUCAGCACUGUGGUGAGCUCCAAGGAAGUGAAUAAGUUUCAAAUGGCUUAUUCAAACCUACUGAGAGCUAACAUGGAUGGCCUGAAGAAGAGGGACAAAAAGAGCAAGAGUAAGAAGAGCAAAGCAGCGCAGUGAAGGGCACCAGAUUUCUCGCUUUCACCAACUAACCACUGAAUUGCUAUUUUUCCUUUGGUUUUUACUUUUGGCCACAAGGCUGGGUUUCUGAUUUCCCUACAAUAACUGUUUUCAUGUGAGAUUAGGGUCAUUUUUGGAUGGAAGAAGGGCUGCAGUGUUUACAGGGUAGUUAUAAGACGCCAGUUUGUUUUAGAUCUGGCUAAGCGGUCUGUGUUGUAUGGUUGUAUAUUCCUGGAUAAUAGUUUAUAGUCUCUGUAGCCAUCUGUGAAGAGCACUGUAUCAUUAAACCUGUAUUUAUCA